AUAGCAUUCCAGUCCAAGGACUUUGGAGAGAAUGCCAUUCGUCUGCAGAGCUCCCGUCUAGACCUGUACACUGCAACAGACCCUCUACCCCUCUACGCAGGAUCCAUCUCCUUCUCGCCUCAGCCGGUCAUAAACGUCUCCAAGGUGCAACAGAAGGCUCCUCAGUUUCACAUCUACAAUUCAAAAACAUCUGAAAUGGUCUGGGGACAAAAAAUUUCAUUUUGCCUAAUGAUCAUCCUCCAUGGACUAUUUUGCAAUGGUUUACUUUAUCUCGAAUGCAGUACUGAGACUUGGGAAUGUGGAGAGACCGUAACCAUGACUUGUACCCCGACCCACCCACUUGAGAAAAUCCGCUUGAAGAGGAUUGAGGAUAAUGUCAUUUUGCUCGAAAGCGAUCUGCCUACGAAAAACGAGCUAUUCACUGAAGAUAGAAAAAUUUUCAUUGAAGGUACAGAAAAGGAGGUGAAGAUUACCCUCUAUGACGUCAAGUUUACUGAUACAUUAAAAUAUAAUCUGUAUGUGGCUGGACCAGCAGGAUACUACCCAGGAACCAUCACCAUCAAUGUUUCUGGUAUAUGCAAACCAAAGAUUAAUACCAGCGAGGAAACAAAAGAACUUGUAUGUGAAGCAGAGACUGAAAAGAAUGCAUCGAUCGUCUGGAUGGAUGACCAUAGAAAGAUCUACCCUUCGGCUAAAACAGAGAAACUGGAAAAAGGGACUUAUUUUGAGUUAUGGAGUUCUCUAAAAUUGUCAGAGGAGAUCAAGGAUAAUGUUAUCUGCUGUUCUGUCUCUUACCCAGAUGGCAUAUAUAAGGAUUCAUGCUUCCCAAGAACCUUAGGAGCAGUUUCUACACUAUUAGGCAGCAAGAGUCCAACUCUGUCAAUAGUCCUCGUUCUACUGGCUGUCGCUUUGGUCGCUGCUGCGUUCGGUUACCUACUAAAAAGAAGGAAUAGGAACAUUAUGAGAGCUCGAAGUCUUUCACAAGGACCCCUCAUAGAUCAAAAGGCACCUGAAGAAGAGAACAUAACACAUCCACCAUUAGUGCCACCAUCACCUGUGUAAAGGAGAUAACCUAUGGAGAAUCAAGGGAUAAAUGUUGCCACUCUAUGGAAAUGUCUUGUGAGACCCAUGCUAAUUGGACAGUGAAUGCUUUUUUUUAUGCUGGAUAUAGAAAUUGCUUUGGUGACCUUAAAUUUGCUCAUCUAUGCCUACAGCAUGAGGUUGAAACCUCUCUAUUCUUCCUGAAGGCACCUUUUGCAUUUGUCCUCUACGCGUGUCACCUUCAUCCACUCUCACCAUAGGUUAGGAUGUCCUCUUCCUGCCACAAAAAUUCCAUCUCUCAAUAAGGAAUAUAUUCCUAGUUCUACCACUGUAUCGCCCAACAAACUCAGAUAUAAAUUGCAGACUUGUGCUAGGCUUUCAACGUGCCAAGGUGGGGGCUUGUUCGGGAUAAAAAAAAUGGUCACCUAGUUUUCUAUAAACAGUGUCACAUCUAUGCAUUUGCUGUGCCUGGUAUUUCACCUCCUUCCAAUGGGGUUGUCCUGCCAUACCAAACACAGUCUAUGGACAAGGGUGGCACUGCUUACGGACAACCCUUAUAUAUCCACCCAAAAAAAUCUUCACUUUGAGAAUACUUCAAAAGAUGCAGCGAAACACCAACUUUACAAUUGGUACCUGGCAUCAUCCAUAGCAUAAGCAGUGCAUUGAGUUUCACAUCAUUAUGUGUCCUGGUUUCUCUAUUUUAGCAAUACAUCUGGUGUGGUGUCAGCUGGUAAGUUGGCGCCUGCUGUAUCACAAAUCACAAAGUAAAUUUGGAGAAUCUUGUCAAGUCUCAAUUAUGUAUUCUAUACAGUAUCUGUAUGUCAUGAAAUGGUUUUAUAAACCGAAGCCACCUUCAGUAAGAUACAGCAAAUGUAUUGCAACACUGAAAAAAACAUAUAAAUUAAUGUAUAUACAAGGGGUUCUUAGAGGCUCUCCUCUGAUGGUGCCAUGAUUAUUUCAUUGGUGGGGGCACCACCCCUUGAUAUAAAUCAUGCCAUAAGACAUAGGAAUCAUAUAUGUAAAUAUAUGUGUAAAGAAGUAUAAGAGUGCGCAAUAGAAAAUGUAAAUAAAAAAUAUAGAAAAAUGAUCACAAAUAUGGAAUUAAUCAGCCAAAACAAUAUCAAAAAUGACCAGGUCAAUAACCAAUAGUAGGCACUGACCUUAAUGUAUAUACACUGUAAAUAUCUAGUCACACACUCAUGUAUGUUUGCAAUUACACAACUGAAUAUUUUGCAUCUAUAUUUGUACUGCAUCAAAUAUGAAUCGAAUAAACAAAAUAUAUUAUACA
This is a messenger RNA of Bufo bufo (common toad), 2329 nucleotides long. RefSeq lists its product as uncharacterized. NCBI's taxonomy places the organism in Eukaryota, Metazoa, Chordata, Amphibia, Anura, Bufonidae. The record is from RefSeq and is a predicted model, not a curated record. The coding region runs from base 196 to 1062 and encodes 288 amino acids. The transcript is spliced from 7 exons.